This is a messenger RNA of Fusarium sp. VM40, 462 nucleotides long. The record is from the annotation of a GenBank genome assembly. Lineage: Eukaryota; Fungi; Ascomycota; Sordariomycetes; Hypocreales; Nectriaceae.
AUGGUCGGAGAUACAUACAACAUUUCCGGGGGGACGUUCAACCAGAGCAGCGGCGGCGGUGGAGGGCGGCGCGGGGGCCGUGGGUGUGGGCGUGGCCGGGGAGGCCUUCCUUCCCGAAAACAAGCUAAAAAGGCCCUCCGUCGGGUCCAGUGGCAGCUCCGGCUCCUGGGUCCUGGCGGAGCCGGCACCACCGGCGAGGACGGCGGCGGCGGCGACACCACCAAUCCUAGCAACAGGACAGACACCAAUCCUGGCAGCAGCAGCACCAAUCCUGGCCAUGACGGCGACACCUCCACCAAGGUAGAGGUAAAGGAGGAGGAAGACAGCGACGGCGGCGGCAUUACCAAUCCUGGCAGCGGCGGCGGCACCCAGGACGAGGACGAGGACGAGGAGAUGGAAGAUGUUCCUCGGGUUCGCAUCCCCCCUCCCGGCAAGAUGUUUGGGCCUAAGACCACCCGUUAA